AUGGCCUCACGUGGUCGCCCGUCCCUUCAGCAGGGCCUUGAUCGCGAGGUAUAUCAGGUUGUGAGGAAGUUCCUCGAUGAUAGGAAUGAGUCCUCGCUGAAGGUAAAGCCGUAUACGGUGUACGACUGGAUUAAGAAUUCGAACUCGAGCUUGAAGAGAAGGCCGAAGAAAGUGCUUGAAGACAGCAUCGAACGAGUUCUGGCAGUGAUUCAGGAAGACGAAAGCGGGGAGGAUGAGAUGGGACCUAUUGAUGGUGACUUCGGGAAUAGUCAGGAAGCAAAAAAGCCGAAGGAGCCUGUCGACAUCAUGAACAAGCAAAUCGUUAACUCUUGGGCGGUAUCAUCGGGAACAGCAACGCCAGUCGCGAAUGGAGAUAAGACGAAAAAGAGAGACGGGCCAAAGGUGAAUGGGGAGCGAGAAAGCAAGAAACAGAGACGAGAUGUCAGAGAAGCGCAAUCCAAAAUCGACACCGCUCCGCCAAACCACAUCAGUCUGAAAGAUGUCGGGGGCGUCGAUAACGUCAAGGCAGAGCUCAAAGACCAUCUCGUUAUGCCUCUCCUCUGUCCGGACGAAUACGUCAAAAGAAAGAUUCCUAUCCCCCGAGGCAUUCUUCUCCAUGGCCCUCCCGGAUGCGGUAAGACAGUCAUUUGCAGGGCUUUUGCUGCAGAGCUUGGGGUCCCGUUCAUCGAGAUUCUUGGCCCGUCUGUUGUAUCCGGCAUGUCUGGAGAAUCGGAGAAGCAGAUUCGAGAGCAUUUCGAGAAGGCGAAAGAGGUUGCACCGUGUUUAAUCUUCAUCGAUGAGAUCGACGUGAUUGCACCGAAACGCGAUAGUGCGCAAAGUCAGAUGGAAAAGCGAAUCGUCGCCCAACUAUUGAUUUCAAUGGACGGCCUCGCAAUGGAAGCAAACGAUGGAAAGCCUGUGAUCGUUCUUGCAGCUACGAACCGCCCUGACAGCCUGGAUCCGGCCCUUCGCAGAGGUGGUCGUUUCGACACAGAAAUCAACAUGGGCGUACCGAAUGAACAGAUGAGAGAGCUCAUCCUUCGCGCCCUUACCCGAGGGCCGGACCUGGCCGAUGACGUAAAUUUUACAACACUCGCAAAACAGACCGCAGGUUUUGUCGGCGCAGAUUUGCGAGAUCUAGUCAGUAAAGCGGGGACGUGGUCUAUGGAUCAAUAUCGCAUAGCGCUGGAGAAGCAGGCUGCAGAGACAGAGACGGAGACAGAGAUGGAUAUCGAUGAGGGGCUGGAUUCAACCAAGCUAUCAGAUAUGGAUCGAUCCAUUGUGCGGCUCAUCAAACGAGUCCGGAACAAAGACAUGACUAGACCGGCAGGGUUCGAAGAUACAGUCAUCACGAUGCAGGCCUUUGAAGCCGUAUUGCCAACCAUAACGCCGUCAUCGAAACGAGAAGGCUUUGCCACGGUGCCUGAUACGACGUGGAGGGACGUUGGGGCUCUUGAAUCCGUCCGCGAAGAAUUAAAGAUGGCAAUUGUCGAACCAAUCAAAAACCCUCAAAGAUACAAGAAAGUCGGUAUAUCUGCACCUACAGGUGUCCUUCUUUGGGGCCCACCAGGUUGUGGGAAGACAUUACUCGCAAAGGCCGUAGCAGCAGAAUCCAAAGCCAACUUCAUCAGCGUCAAAGGCCCAGAACUGCUCAACAAGUAUGUCGGCGAAUCCGAACGCGCAGUCCGCCAAGUCUUCACGCGCGCCCGCUCCUCCAUCCCCUGCGUAAUCUUCUUCGACGAACUCGAUGCCCUAGUUCCACGCCGCUCUACCGAACUCUCCGAGUCCUCAUCCCGGGUCGUAAACACACUCCUUACCGAACUCGACGGCCUUUCCACUCGCGAAGGUAUCUAUCUCAUCGCCGCCACCAACCGCCCCGAGAUGAUCGACGAAGCCAUGCUCCGCCCUGGUCGUCUAGAGACACUACUCUACGUCGAGUUACCAAAACCAGAUGAACGCGUCAGCAUCCUUCGCGCGCUGAUUACAAAAACCCCGAUUACGAACUUGGCGCUGGCAGAGAUCGCACGGGAUGCGUGUACGAAUUUUAGUGGCGCGGAUUUGCAGAGUUUGUUGACGAAGGCGGGUCAGCAUGCAUUGAGGCGCCAGAGCGAUGUUGUUGAGGAAGUUGAUUUUGUAGUUGCGGCGAGGCAUAUUCGGCCGAGUGUGGGGGAUGUGAAGAAGUAUGAGAAGUUGAGGAAGAGGUUUGAGAGUAAACUUUUUGAUCCUGUUGAGCCAGAGCCGGAGCCAGAGCCAGAAGUAGAGGAGGGGAUCUGA
Molecule: messenger RNA, 2274 nt
Organism: Lindgomyces ingoldianus
Lineage: Eukaryota; Fungi; Ascomycota; Dothideomycetes; Pleosporales; Lindgomycetaceae
Product: AAA-domain-containing protein
Exons: 2
Coding region: 1-2274 (757 amino acids)
Biological process (GO): ribosome biogenesis
Cellular component (GO): nucleus
Molecular function (GO): RNA binding; ATP binding; ATP hydrolysis activity
Source: RefSeq, a predicted model, not a curated record